UCACGGAUAAUAUCAGUCCUUGGAUGUCUGUCACUGGGUGAAGAGUUCGAGUUAUAAAAAGAUUUUUGACAAAUCUUAUCACAAAAGACAAGAUAUUUAACACUAAACGUUAUCUUUCAAACUUUUUGUGUAUUUUAAAAUAUUAGUGCGAAAAAUCAAUGUGAUAUAAUUAUAUAUAAUUACUGCUUCCUUAGAAAGUAAAUUACAAAAAGUGUUUCAGCAAAAGUUAAACUAAAAACAAGUCAAAAAUGGAAAACUGUUUAGCACAGAUGAGUUGUGGUAUAACUGGUGGUGGAACAGCAAGUUUACUUUUUACACAUCUAAUGCAAACUCUACUGACAGCACAAUGCGCUCUAAAUACCGACAAUUUAUAUCCACCCGACAGAACAUCGGAAAUUGUUUCGGAAAAUUUAAAUUUUGAUUUUAUAAUAGUCGGAGCAGGAACAGCAGGUUCUGCCCUAGCUAGUCGAUUGUCAGAGAAUAAAAAUUGGAAAAUACUUUUAGUUGAAGAAGGUAAAAAUCCAUCAGCUGUUAGCCAAAUUCCAGCAUUUAUAUUUACUCUAUUUAAAACCGAGGAGGAUUAUGGUUAUAAAACAGAACCAAGUGAUAAAUAUUGUCUUGGAGAAAUAGACAAAAGUUGUUAUUGGGCAAAAGGCAGGGCUCUAGGUGGCAGUUCAGCGAUAAAUGCAAUGCUGUAUAUGCGUGGUAAUCAAAGGGAUUAUAAUCAGUGGUCAGAAAUGGGAAAUACAGGUUGGAGCUAUGAAGAGGUUUUGCCUUAUUUCAAAAAAUCUGAGGAUUAUACACCGGAAUUUAUCGCUAAAAAUGGUAAUAAGUAUUUUGGUACCAAUGGUCCAUUACGGAUUAGAAAAUACAAUUACACAACUUCUUCUUUUCCUGAUGUGUUCACGAAGGCUGCUUGCGAGAUGGGAAUUCCAAUUUUGGAGACUUUUAAUGGAGAGAAACAAAUGGGUUAUGGAAAUGCUGAUGCUAACGUUGACAAUGGACAGAGAUACAGUGUGGGACAAGCUUUUCUCUCAGCAGCAAAGGAUAGGAAAAAUUUAUAUGUCAUGAAAUCGACAAAAGGAGAAAAAAUCAUUAUGUCAGGAAAUAGGGCAAUUGGUGUACAAUUAAAAUUAAAGAAUGGUAAAAUUUUCGAAGCUAAAGCAUCUAAGGAAGUAAUUUUAUCAGCUGGUAGUAUUUCCAGUCCACAAAUAUUAAUGCUCUCUGGAAUUGGUCCCAGUGAACAUCUUAAAGAAAUGGGAAUUAAAAAUAUUGUCAAUUUACCAGUGGGACAAAAUUUACAGGAUCAUACAGCGACCUAUGGAGUUUUAUUGAGUUUCACUAAUAAAACAGCACCUCCAGUUAAAUCUACAUAUAUUUUAGAUGAACUGCACAAAUAUUUAAUUCACAAAAGUGGCGAUUUAGCAGCAGUGGGUGGAAUAAAUUUUAUGGGAUUCGUGAAUGUUCAUGACAAAUUGGCAAAUUAUCCAGACAUUCAAUAUCAUCAUUUUCAUUUGCCAAAAGGACUAUUUAUCCAUUUAGAAUCUGUCAUUAAAGCACUUCACAUGUCAACUGAAAUUGGUAAUGAAUUAAGAAAAUUGCUACUAGCUGAUGAUCUUGUUUUUGUUUUGCCAACUCUUUUACAUCCCAAGAGUUUGGGAGAAAUUAAAUUACGCAGUUCAAAUCCAAAUGAUGUGGUGAAAAUCAUUUCUAAUCAAUUAACUCAUCCUCGUGACAUGGAGACGAUGAUUAAGUCUAUUAAAUUUUUCCGUUCAUUUUUAAAAACGAAAGCCUUUCGAGAAAUAGGAAUGAAAUUGGUGAAUUUUAAUAUUCCUGGAUGUAGACAUACAAAACCUGAUUCAGAAGAAUAUUGGAAAUGUAAUUUUCAACAUACAGGUACUACACUCUUUCAUCCUGUAGGAACGGCAAAAAUGGGUCCUAUUAAUGAUCCGGAAGCUGUUGUCGAUCCAAGACUAAGGGUUUAUGAAGUUGAAAAUCUAAGGGUCGUUGAUGCGUCAAUUAUGCCAAAAAUUCCCAGCGGAAAUACAAAUUCUCCUACGCUUAUGAUAGCAGAGAAAGCUGCCGAUAUGAUUAAGGAAGAUUGGAACUCAAAGAACGAAUUAUGAAUUUCUGUAAAUUAUUGGAAAACUUGAGACAUGAAAAAUUAAGACUAACAUUUUUUCUUUUUGUUUUCAGAAACCGGAUGAAAUUCUAAAAAAAAUGUCACCUAUUUUCUGCUAAAUAUAUUUAAGAGUAAUGUUCUCAAUUUGUAAAUUUAAUUAACGUUUUGUUUAAUAAUCUUUGGUUUGCUUUAAUUGUUUAUACUUCUAAAAUAAAUAUUUAAAAAUAA
Molecule: messenger RNA, 2350 nt
Organism: Leptopilina boulardi
Lineage: Eukaryota; Metazoa; Arthropoda; Insecta; Hymenoptera; Figitidae
Product: glucose dehydrogenase [FAD, quinone]-like
Exons: 4
Coding region: 249-2126 (625 amino acids)
Molecular function (GO): flavin adenine dinucleotide binding; ecdysone oxidase activity
Source: RefSeq, a predicted model, not a curated record